Messenger RNA from Salvia hispanica, 641 nucleotides. Lineage: Eukaryota; Viridiplantae; Streptophyta; Magnoliopsida; Lamiales; Lamiaceae. The record is from RefSeq and is a predicted model, not a curated record.
CCACCUCAAAUUCAAACAACAAACCAACCUUAAUCUCCCAAACCCAUUUUUCUUCUUCCCUCCAAUACAAAAAAAAAAAAAUCAAUAACAAACAAACUCCUCACACUUUGUUGAAUAUACUAGUAUUAAUUUGGAAAUGGAGAAAAUAGUUAAACUUGCAUCAGAAAAUGGGAUCUUGAUAUUCAGCAAGAGCACAUGCUGCUUAUGCUAUGCAGUUCAGAUUCUGUUCAAGGAGCUUAGGGUGCAGCCUCGCAUCGUUGAGAUCGACACCAUUCCAGAUGGCGUUGAGAUCGAGAAGGCGCUCAAGAGGCUGGGCAGCAGCGGCCCUCUGCCAUCGGUCUUCAUCGGUGGUAAGCUUAUCGGAUCAACCAAUGAGGUCAUGUCGCUCCACCUCAGCGGCAAACUCGUACAACUUCUCAGACAGCAUGGCAGUUUGAUUUGAGGAUUUUAUCUUCAAUUGUAGAAUAAGGUGUUGCCAUGGCAUGAUGUUCAUUACUGUUGAUUAAUUAUCUUUAAGUGUGAUAUACUUGGUUUAAAUAUAGGGUUAAUUAUUAGAUGAUCAAGAAUUAUACUAUGUAUAUUUAUGUCAUAAUGUGUUGCAUUUGAUUAUUCUCUAUUAAAUGAAGUUAGUUUUUUAAUUA